AUGGGAUCCGUUUUGAAUUAUGCGUGUGACAUCCCAACUUUCGAUCCUCCAUUUAAAUUUGCUGCGAAUGGAAUGACAUUGGGCGAUGCGUGCUCGAUUGAGCAGCCCCCGCCGCCACCCAUCGACUUUUCUCGAACCGCCGCCACCACCACCACCGCGCAGCAACACCAACACCAACAACAAUCGUCGGAGCAUCUACUCGGCAAUAAUUCGAGCUCGUCGCUAAUCUCAUCCGGCUCAGGUACACCGACCGCAUUUCAGCCACCGCCACAAGCCAAUCAGCAACAAUCGCAACAACAGCCUCAACAGACCAUCUUCAAUCCGGCUCUAAUGGCGGCUCAUCUCGGCGUUCUCAAUCCGCAACUGGUUGCGAUGAUGCAGGCGGCAACAUCGCACAAUUCCAUGAUUCAAUCGCAUGCGGGAGUUGUAGGACCGCCGCUGGUGCCGAAUAUCAUUCAGCAGAUCAACGCCCUACGCAGUUCACAUUUCUCGAAUGCGAACACCAUGUCGGGAAUUCAGCGAAUUUCGAGUCCGAGGAGUAUGAAUAAUGGUGAUCGAAGCGAGAAUUGCGGUGAGCUUUGCGUCGUCUGCGGCGACAAGGCUUCUGGACGACACUACGGCGCCGUAUCAUGCGAGGGAUGCAAAGGGUUCUUCAAGCGAUCGAUUCGCAAACAAAUCGGCUACAUUUGUCGAAGCUCACGCGAUUGUCCCGUCACGAAAUUCCACCGUAACCGUUGCCAAUAUUGCCGUCUGCGGAAAUGUCUAGCAAUGGGAAUGCGCAGUGAAUCCGUUCAAGCCGAACGACGACCGGUGAACAGCUCGUCGAACUCGGACAGCCCGCCGAACAUCAAUAGCACACCGCGAGCGUUGACGCCCCUCAAUCCGGGACUCGUGAAUGGAUUGUUGUCGCUGGUGAAAAUGGAGCAGGACGCGAAGCCGUCGGCGAUCGAUCAGAUGCUUCAACAAGAGCGCGCCAUCAAACAGGAGGUUGCUAGUCGUCCGAUGUCGCCGGCCAACGAGUUCACCAAAAUCAAACGGGAGUCGAUCGGUGAGGACGAGUCGGGUCUCGACACGAUGACGGUGAUGGGUCUCGUUCAUUCGGCGUCGCCGACGUCGUCCGGCGCCGGCUCAUCGGCGUCGCUUUCCGACGACACCGGCCCGAUAUUCACACCGGAGCGAUGUCGAUUCGAGUUGCCGAUUCCCUCGCCGCCGCCAUCGCAAAUCAAUAAUCAAUUCGUUUCGGAGACGGCGAGCCGAUUGCUAUUCCUGUCGUGUCAUUGGAUCAAAGACGCGCGCGUCCAUUUGCGAUCGACGACGCUGGAAAGUGUUUUGAAGCGAAAAUGGUGCGAUCUGUUCGUGUUGGGACUCAUGCAGACGGCCGAGACGAUUCAACUACAUCGGAUGCUUGACUCGAUGACGCUACAAUUGAUGGCGGCUCUCGAACUAGAUCAAUUGGCGAUGCUCGUGCAGCUCAAUCGGAAGUUCCAGUCGAGAUCGUUGAGCCCUGUCGAAUUUGCGUAUUUGAAGUUGAUCUCGUUUACCGCCGAAGACACACCGACGUGCGUUUAUUCGGCCGAAACGAGCGCCGCCAACGUUGCCGCCUCGCAGGAGCUGUUUGAGCACGUGAGCAGCUCGAAGUGCUCGACGAGCGGCUCCGCCGAGCACAUCAACGUCGACGAUUCGACGUCGGAGGAUAAUGAGACGCACAUCACCUCGCAACAGCAUCACAAUCAGAGUCAAGCGGUUGAAAGAUUCUCGAAACUCAUGCAACUUCUGCCCUGCCUACGAUGGUUCGAUUCGUCGAUAAUCGUCGAGCUGUUCUUCUCGAAUGUGCUCGGCCAAAUGUCGAUCGAGACGGUCAUCCCGUUCGUCCUUCAGAUGAACGUGAUGAGCAUCUUCGAGACGCCGACCUCGACGACGUCAUCAUCAUCCGACACGCUGUCAUCAUCGUCGAUUAGUGAUCUGAUUCACAAUCAAUAG
Messenger RNA from Caenorhabditis bovis, 1980 nucleotides. The record is from the annotation of a GenBank genome assembly. Lineage: Eukaryota; Metazoa; Nematoda; Chromadorea; Rhabditida; Rhabditidae.